AUGGGGGCGGCACCCGUCAACCAGCGCAAAAAGGUCACUCUCGGUACCUUGAGAAGUCUCCAUAGAAAGGGCGAGCCCAUCACCAUGAUGACGGCCCAUGACUUUCCCAGUGCUCACGUUGCCGAUCAUGCAGGCAUGGAUGUCAUUCUUGUUGGCGAUAGCUUAGCCAUGGUUGCCCUGGGAAUGGAAGAUACCAGCGAGGUCCUCGUCGAAGAGAUGCUAUUACACUGCCGCUCAGUAGCACGAGCUACCAAGAGUGCCUUCACAGUUGGAGAUUUGCCCAUGGGCUCCUAUGAGAUUGCCCCUGAGCAAGCCCUGGCAACUGCUAUCCGCUUCAUCAAAGAGGGUCGUGUCCAAGCCAUCAAGCUGGAAGGUGGCAAGGAAAUGGUUCCCACGAUUGAGAAAAUCACAACUGCCGGUAUUCCUGUCCUUGGCCAUGUUGGUCUCACCCCCCAACGGCAAAACGCUCUUGGAGGCUUUCGUGUCCAGGGGAAGACUUCUAGCAGCGCCAUGAGCCUUCUUGAAGAUGCCCUGGCUGUUCAGGCAGCUGGGUGUUUUGCAGUCGUUCUUGAGGCAGUCCCGGCUGAAGUUGCUGCACUCGUCACCGAGAAGCUGUCCAUCCCCACGAUCGGUAUUGGCGCCGGAGCUGGCUGCUCGGGACAAGUUCUUGUUCAAACGGACAUGACUGGUAACUUCCCCCCUGGGCGAUAUCUGCCCAAAUUUGUCAAGAAAUAUGGCGAUGUCUGGGCUGAGGCAAUGAAGUCCAUCGAGGCAUAUCGAGACGAAGUCAAGACGAGGGAGUAUCCUGCCAAAGAGCACACGUAUCCCAUGCCGCAGGAGGAAUUUGCCGCUUUUGAAAAGGCAGUCAAUGGUUUAGAAAGCAAAGGUGACCAAGCUUGA
Molecule: messenger RNA, 900 nt
Organism: Pochonia chlamydosporia 170
Lineage: Eukaryota; Fungi; Ascomycota; Sordariomycetes; Hypocreales; Clavicipitaceae
Product: 3-methyl-2-oxobutanoate hydroxymethyltransferase
Exons: 2
Coding region: 1-900 (299 amino acids)
Biological process (GO): pantothenate biosynthetic process
Cellular component (GO): mitochondrion
Molecular function (GO): magnesium ion binding; 3-methyl-2-oxobutanoate hydroxymethyltransferase activity
Source: RefSeq, a predicted model, not a curated record